Messenger RNA from Spinacia oleracea (spinach), 2335 nucleotides. RefSeq names its product O-fucosyltransferase 29. The transcript has 9 exons. Lineage: Eukaryota; Viridiplantae; Streptophyta; Magnoliopsida; Caryophyllales; Amaranthaceae. The coding region runs from base 305 to 2020 and encodes 571 amino acids. The record is from RefSeq and is a predicted model, not a curated record.
CACACCCUCCCCAACAUAAAUGCGCCCCUCUCACUUUCUCUCUCUUCCAGUGCCCACACUCUGAAGUCUCAACCCAGCUCCCUCCAAUACACUCUAGAUCAUCUCCAUUAAAUUCAAACCCACUACUCCAAAUCCUUUAAUUUAAUCUGGGUAUCGCUUCAAACUUAUGCAACGCUCUUCCUUCCCAAUUUCAGUGCCACCCCCAAUUUCAUUUAUUAGGGUUCUAAAUUCCUAACACAUUUCAAAUCAAAAUUAAAUUUGACAACUACAGUAUUUUUUUUUGUUGAUUUUGAGGGUUUGAGAAAUGGGAGUUGGGGGCACUAACCAACCCUUGCCUGAAUCUGGGUUGGUUAAUGCUACCACUAUGAAUGGAAAUGUGAAUGUUAAUAUCAGUAUUAAUGGUAGUAAUACAGAUGAUCAGAAUUUGUUGAAGCUUCAAAAACACCAUGUUUCUUGCUGGAGAUCUCAAAGGAAGCCAUUAUCAUGGUCAUUUGUUUGUGGGAUUAUGCUAUUUGCGCUUGGUUUAAUCUCUUUGUUUACUGGCCAUGUUGUAUCUGAUCUUGAGUACUACUCUCAACGCUUGAUUAAGCCUCACUUGAUCACCAAAUGGGCUGCGAGCAGUCAUGAACCAAUUAAUAUAUGGAAAUCAAAAUAUAUCGAUGCUUACUACGGAUGCAGUAGAAGAGGCCGGCAUUUUCGAUCUGCUGUCCCACAGCGAUUUUCAAAUGGAUAUUUGCUUAUUGCAACCAGUGGAGGGCUGAAUCAACAGAGAACUGGGAUUACAGAUGCUGUGGUAGUAGCUAGAAUACUUAAUGCUACUCUAGUUGUUCCCUCACUGGACCACAAUUCCUAUUGGAAAGAUGAGAGUGACUUUGCAGACAUUUUUGAUGUUGAUUGGUUCAUAUCUUCUCUUGCAAAGGAUGUGAAAAUUGUAAAAAGAGUUCCUGAUAAAAUCAUGAGAUCUAUGGAAAAGCCCCCGUAUACAAUGCGAGUGCCUAGAAAAUCGACCCCCGAAGAUUAUUUAGAACUCGUCUUGCCAAUACUUUUGAGACGACGUGUUGUGCAGCUGUACAAGUUUGACUACAGGCUAGCAAAUGACCUUGAUUCAGAGCUCCAGAAGUUGCGAUGUCGAGUUAAUUAUCAUGCACUGCGAUUUACCAAGCCAAUACAGGAACUUAGUUCGAAAGUUGUGGUGAAAAUGCGUGAGAUGUCUAAGCGAUUCAUUGCAGUUCAUUUGAGGUUUGAGCCUGAUAUGCUUGCAUUUUCUGGGUGCUACUAUGGUGGAGGUGAAAAGGAGAUAAAUGAGCUUCGUGAAAUCAGGAAGCGAUGGGACACAUUACCAGAUUUGAGCCCUCUCGAAGAGCGUAAAAGAGGAAAGUGUCCACUUACUCCUGAAGAAGUUGGUCUUAUGCUGCGAGCACUUGGCUAUAAGAAUGAUACUUACCUCUAUGUGGCGUCGGGUGAAAUUUAUGGUGGGGAGGCAACUCUACAACCGCUCAGGGAACUUUUUCCAAACUUUCGCACAAAGGAGAUCCUUGCUGGCGAGGAGUUGAAUUCUCUCAUGCCUUUCUCUUCUCGUCUUGCUGCCAUUGACUACAUAGUAUGUGAUGAGAGUGACGUAUUUGUGACCAACAACAAUGGGAAUAUGGUAAAGAUACUUGCAGGUCGCAGGAGAUAUAUGGGUCACAAGAGGACAAUUAAACCGAAUGCAAAAAGGCUUAGCGCUUUAUUCAUGUCCCGGGAUACAAUGGACUGGCGUACAUUCGCUAAAAAGGUCAAGUCAGCCCAGAGGGGAUUCAUGGGCGAACCAGAUGAAAUGAAACCCGGAAGGGGUGAGUUUCAUGAAUUUCCAGCCGCUUGCAUAUGCAGGAGACGAACUAGCAGAUCUAAUAGCAGCAUUAGUGAAGAAUUUGACAUUUCUGAGAGCGAGAGGUGGCGUAGAUUGAACAACACGGCUAUUGCAGAAAAGUUGGGAUCUCCGAAAGACUCAGAAGAUGAUGAAUUUUUGCCUAGAUUGUGAUUGUGGUAAAAGUUAUCAUCAAAUUACAUGAGUCUCAAAGUAAUAGGUUUAGUUUUUUUGAGUGGGUUUUGGUCUGACGAAAUUCGAGCUAGAUUGAUGUAAAUAUCAGUUAGAACACUCAGAUGACCUCCAAUUGUUUAUAAAUGGGUUUUUUUUGCAGUUUAUGUAGGUAGAUCUGAAACUGAUUCUUUGUGUGAUAAGACCCAAGACGUAUGACCUAGCAUUUAGGCUUUGCUCUCUGUUGUUUGAUAUACUCAUUUGCUAAAGCAGAAGAGCAAUGGCAACUUUUAUAUCGAUAUGUUCAUUCUUUUAAAA